This is a messenger RNA of Striga asiatica, 582 nucleotides long. NCBI's taxonomy places the organism in Eukaryota, Viridiplantae, Streptophyta, Magnoliopsida, Lamiales, Orobanchaceae. The record is from the annotation of a GenBank genome assembly.
AUGGGUCUAAACAAACGCUCGAAUAUGGCCAUGAUGAGAAACAUGGAGAUCAAGAUAGCCAUGGGAAAAGAAUUGGGACGAAGUGUAAGUAUUCCGGAAGUUUUUCUUAAGAUCAAUUAUGACGAAAAAACGAGAAAGUGGAUUCCUCCUGAAGUGCAGAAAACAUAUGAUGCUUAUGGAAAAUUAAAGACGUUGAAAGUUUCACAAGGCAUUACAAACACUGAUGACUCAACAUGCUUUUAUGAAGCAAAUGGAGGUUGUAACAAGAAAAGGUUAGCUUAUGGAUUUGGGUCCGAGAUGCCCUUUUAUAGCUCUAGAUGUUCAGGUUCUUGUGUGAUUGACGUCCAGAAGCUUAACGACUGUAUGAGUGCAUUGGAGCAGCAAAACAUGCAAUUAGAGAGUGAAUUGUCCUCACUUCGCAACUUAAUCGAGAAACUUCACAACACUAAUCAUAAUGUGUCUUCUUCAACAGUGCCUCCCAAUAAUCAUGACGAUGAUUGUAGGGCUGAGGAGGAAUUUGGUGAUGAUUACGCCAUUUUGGAGUUUUUCAUUUUAUGUAUUAGCAUUUGUCGUAAAUUUUAG